Molecule: messenger RNA, 3415 nt
Organism: Lotus japonicus
Lineage: Eukaryota; Viridiplantae; Streptophyta; Magnoliopsida; Fabales; Fabaceae
Product: pentatricopeptide repeat-containing protein At5g15300-like
Exons: 2
Coding region: 871-2499 (542 amino acids)
Biological process (GO): RNA modification
Molecular function (GO): protein binding; RNA binding
Source: RefSeq, a predicted model, not a curated record
AUGCUUAAUGAAAGAGUUUUUAUAUAUUUACACUUUACAUCUCUUAAAUCUCAUGUUCACUUAUUUUUCUUCCUAUUUAUUUUUUGUCUUUUCUAUCACAUGACACAUCACAUACCGUGUUACUCAUUUAUUUCUUUUCUUUUACUAUCUCGUCUAAGUGUGAGUAUAUUUGAUUUUUUUUUUUUUUGAAAUGAGUAUAUUUAAAUUGUGAAGAUAACUUUUUCUUUAAUUAGUCACACACGUCGAAGAGAGAUUAGAGACCAAAGGCUCAUGCUUACCUCUUCAAAUAUGGUGGGAAUUGCACGCGAAGACCUACUAGAGCAUAGAAAAGCAAAGAUGAGGUUGUCUUAAACUACGGGUCGGGGGUGAAAAGACGAUAAGGAUGAUAGUGGUGGAGCGACGAGUGAGCCACAAUAGUUGCACUUGAGCACAACUGUUUCUUUUCAAGGAAUGCAAACGAGUUAGUUCAGAUCAGUUUCUUUUAUUUGGUAACAAUAAAUUUAGGGUGAGGGAUGGUGCCCCAGUCUAAGACCGAGAAAACUAUAAACUUACAGUUACCUCACCUCAAGAGAACUAGGGGGAGCUCAAACCUGCGACCUAUCAGUACGAGACUCUAUCAUGCUCCACUAAACCAACCCCUUGAAAUUAUUUGGAUAGUGCUGCACCCCUAUUAUUUUCUUUGGCUUCCAUAACAAUGAAAGCUCUAACUUUCACAUGUCAAUUGAUUUACCUCCCUUUCCAACGUGUGCACCUGACGUCCUGACUAAGCUGAGCUGAGGUGGCUGGGUGGAACUGGGGUGGUGGCUUAAACCGGGUGUGAACGUACACAUUUCAUAUCUGUGCUUAAUCGUAGGUAGUGAUGGCAAUGACAUGAUGGGAACCACGUUUUGGCGUGUGAGCAGCAUCCUAAGCCAACUCUCUUCCAUGUCGGAACUGAAACAACUUCAAGCCAUGAUCACCAAAGCAGGCUUCGACACUCACAUUCCUUUUAACACAAAGUUGAUAUUCUUUUCAGCACUUUCUCCAAUGGGAAACCUCUCCUAUGCUCAUUCUCUUUUCCAACAAUCUUCCAUGGUCAACAACCCCUUUGCCUGCAACACCAUGAUUCGUGCUUUCGCCAACAGUCCCUCCCCUCUUCAAGCUCUGCACAUUUACAACCACAUGAGAAACACCAAUGUUGUCUCUGACAACUUCACCUACAAUUUUGUCCUCAAGGCAUGCUCCAAAGCUUACAAGUUCAUUCAAGAAUGUGGGCAGUGUGAUGAGGUGGCUGUUGUUUCUAAAGGACGUGAAGUUCACUGCACUGUGGUUAGAAUGGGGUUUGAACAAGACCCAUCUGUUCAAAACUCCUUGCUUUAUAUGUACUCUCAAUGUGGGUUGGUCCCGGUUGCCCAACACCUGUUUGAUGAAAUGAGUGAGAGAAGUUUGGCUGCUUGGAAUAUCAUGAUAUCAGCGUAUGAUCGUGUUAAUGAUUUUAAAUCAGCAGAUUACCUUUUUGAAUCAAUGCCGCAGAAGAAUGUUGUUUCGUGGAACACUGUGAUUGCGAGAUACAUUAGGUUGGGUGAUGUUGAGGUUGCGAGAAGGGUGUUUGGGUUAAUGACGGAGAGGGAUGCGGUGUCAUGGAAUUCGAUGAUUGCUGGUUGUGUUUCUGUUAAGGAUUAUGCAGGAGUAUUGGGGCUAUUUUCUGAGAUGCAGAAUGCUGAGGUAAAACCAACAGAGGUAACACUUAUAUCAGUUCUGGGUGCCUGUGCUGAAACGGGUGCACUUGAGAUGGGUGAGAAGAUACAUGAGUCUCUCAGAGUGUGUGAGCAUAAGAUUGAAGGGUAUUUAGGUAAUGCCCUGGUGAAUAUGUAUUGUAAAUGUGGGAAUUUGAGCUCAGCAUGGGAAGUAUUUUAUGGGAUGAAGAUGAAAACUUUGAGUUGUUGGAAUGCAAUGAUUGUUGGUUUGGCUGUCCAUGGUUACUGUGAGGAGGCCCUGGAAUUGUUUUCACAGAUGGAACAGAGGCUUGGUAGUAUUAGGCCGAAUCGGGUAACGUUUAUUGGUGUUUUGGUUGGCUGUAGUCAUAAGGGUUUGGUCGAUAAAGCAAGAUGGUAUUUUAAUCGGAUGGUAAACCAGUACCAAAUCUUGCCUGAUAUCAAGCAUUAUGGUUGUAUGGUUGAUCUUUUAAGCAGAUGUGGUUUGUUGGAAGAGGCCCAUCAGAUGAUAAAAAAUGCUCCUUUCCAAGAUAGUGCUGUUUUAUGGAGAACAUUGUUGGGUGCUUGUAGAACACAAGGUGAUGUGGAGUUGGCUAAGAUAUGCUUCCAACAACUUGCCAAACUGGAGCAUCUAACAGAUGGAGAUUACAUGUUGUUAUCUAACAUUUAUGCUGAAGCUGAGAGAUGGGAUGAGGUUGAGCAACUAAGGAGUGAAAUGAUAGAUUUACAUGUUCCUAAGCAAGUUGGCUACAGCCAAAUUGGUAUAAAUGAAUCUGAUAAGGUUCCCUGCACAAGCCAUUGCUGAUUGCCCUGUUUCUUGAACUCAAUAUUCAUCAGCUUUCGCAAUUGCGUGGACAAACUCCAGGCUGUCUAAUGCUACAGACAAUUUUUAACCUGUAUGCAAAGUAUGUCAGCCAUGAGCCUUUAUCUGAAUAGCAUGUUUAGUUCUGCAGUUAAAAGCCUUAUAAUCACUUCUGAAGAGAAACUACAAAGUGUAGCUUCUGGUUACCGCACUUUGGACAGAAUCUAAGUCUAAAUUAGAAAAAGGAUCCACAAGAACGAGCAACUAAUCCCAUUCUUGAUCCAGCUGAAUGGGAAGAGCUCUUUCAGGAACAUAUAAAGACGCUUCAGCCUUCAAGAAGUAAGUGAUAAGAGAGCUUAAAGGAAGGUGAAAUAUUGUAUUAAACUUAAUGAAUGUCCAAUAAGUGACAGUGUCUGCUUGAAUGGUGGUUUUUUAUGGCAUUCCCUUUUGCUAUGCCUUUGCUUUCUCUAUAUAUAUUCUUCAGUGAUAAAUGACAGAAUGCUUGAAGUGUUAAGAGAAGGAUUAAGUGACAGCAUGAGCAGUAUUGCAUUUUUGGUUAACAUGUGUGCUACUCUAACAUCAGCACACGAGUUUAGAGUUCACGUCUUGACUUCUGAAGCUGUAUCUGAAGAAACUGGCAAUGGGAAUACAGUGCUUAAUUCAUGGUCUAAAGCUAAAAGUCGUUUAAAAGUUGAUUAUAUAACAAGGUUCCAGGAACAGAAAGAGAAGGUGGCUCCGACAUGCACUCAUCUCAUAGUUCAACAGAAGAGAAGAUGCUCAUAGGCUGAGAUGAAGUUGCUGGAAAGAAUAGACCACAUCCAGGAGAAGAUCUGAUGUCGCAGAGAACCCUGUGAGUAGCUUGUUCAUGAAUAUAAUGCAGGAGAUGACAGGAAUUGACUUAACUGGUUAACAACAAAGG